AUAGCUAUGGCCAGAUUGCGGACAGAUUGCUUAGAGAGACCCCUUCGCAUCUGUUUUGAGGUGAUGGGUCAUUUUAUUGGAUCUCAUCCCUGGUGGUUCUUGAUCGUCCCCCUCAUUCUCUCAACUAGUCUGGGGAGCGGAUUUUAUCUUCUCAAGGCCAGAAUGUCAAACAACAUCGAAGAACAGUUCACACCUGUUGACGGACAAGCAAAAAUGGAGAGGAAAUACAUCCAAGAAACUUUCCCGGGAAAUGAUUCCAUGUUUUCACACGUAAGACUGAGCACAGAUGGGAAUUAUGCAACUCUCAUAGCUACAAGUGACAGGAAUAUUCUGACUGUGGUGUCACUUCAUGACAUCUUGGAAUUGGACUUUAAAGUCAGGAGUAUGGUAGUGCAGUUUGACAACCAGUCAUUUGAGUAUGCAGAUGUUUGUGCUGAGGUGACGGGAUCUUGCACCUCUAAUGACAUUUUGGAUAUUAUUGAAUACAAUGCAACUAAUAUAGACACGGUCAAUUUGACAUUUCCAUGGCAUUACUCUGAUUUCAGGAGCUUUUCUUUGUAUUUAAGUCUGGGGAGUGUAACAUUGCACAAGGAGAGCUCAGUUGUUGAAAGUGCUAAAGCCAUACAGCUACAUUACUAUUUACGUGAGGACAACAAAACAAAAACUGACAUUUGGUUGGAAAGCUUCAUUAAUUUGGUCUCAAACACAUCAUCAACUUCCAUUCAGGUGUCGUACUCCACCUCCAUGUCAAUGCAGUGGGAAUUUAAGAAAUCUCCAGCUUCUGUCAUCUAUUUAUUCUCCAUCACCUAUGCCAUUGCAAUCACAUUUUCAAUAAUAUCAUGUUGGAGGUUGGAUAAUGUGAGGACUAAGGUGUGGGUGGCAUCCUGUGGGGUGCUCUCCACGGGUCUAGCAGUCCUGAGCGCUUUUGGUGCGCUGUUGUUGCUGGAUCAACCUUUUGCCAUGACAGCUGCCUCCUGUCCUUUCAUGAUAUUAGGUAUUGGUCUGGAUGAUAUGUUCAUCAUGAUCUCUUGCUGGCAGAGGACCUGUGUUCUGGACAGCGUCCCUGACCGACUGGCUGACACCUAUAAGGAAGCUGCAGUCUCCAUCUCCAUCACCACAGUGACCAAUGCUCUGGCUCUCUUCUUGGGCUACAACUCGCCUUUCAGCUCAGUCCAGUCCUUCUGCCUGUAUGCUGGAAUUUCUAUUUGUUUCUGCUAUUUGUACAGCGUCACUUUCCUGGGGGCGUGCAUGGCUCUGAAUGGACAGAGGGAAGCAGAGAACAAGCACUGGUUCACCUGUGCCAUUGUCCCAGAAGACUUACCAUCCAAGAGCUCCAAAGCCUUCAGUAUCUGCUGUGUUGGGGGGAGCUACGAUCGAAUCACUGAAAAGGAGGAAACAGGGCCCAUGACUCACAUUUUUGAGCGGUUCUAUGGCCCGUUUCUAACCCACAAAUUGAUUAAAGCAUGUGUAUUUCUCAUUUAUGCUGGCUACCUGGCAGUUAGUAUCUAUGGCUGUUUUAUCUUAAAGGAGGGACUCGAUAUCAGGAAUCUGGCUUUGGAUGACUCCUACAUCAUCAAUUACUACAAUAAUCAAAGGCAACACUUCUCUGAAUAUAGCUGUAAUGUGAUGGUAGCAGUGGAGCAGCCAUUCCCAUACUGGGAUGAAGAUCAACAAAGGCAUCUGAACUCAUGCAUUUCAAAUUUUGAAAGUCUGAACUUUGUCAAUGGCACUUUUGCUUGGUUUCUUGCCUUUCAAUGGUAUGCAAAUGCAACAAACCUCAAUAUAAGUUCUCAAGAGGCUUUCCAAACACAUCUGCCCCAUUUCUUCGAACUCAACUCCAUGUUCACACAAGACAUCAACUUGACUGCAGACAAUGAGAUUCAGGCCUCCCGCUUUUUCAUUCAGACACUCAAUAAAACCACAGCGAAGGACAUGAUGACUGUACUCAGGAGAACAGCAGAGAAAUGUCCAGUAGAGCUCCUGGUGUACCACCCUGCUUUCAUCUACUUUGACCAGUAUACUGUCAUUAUGGACAACACCAUUCAGACCAUCCUGGUGGCUGCGACUGUGAUGCUAGUCAUCUCUCUCAUCCUGAUACCCAGUCCUCUUUGUUCAGUGUGGGUGGCUUUUGCAAUUUGUUCAGUCAUUGUUGGUGUGACAGGGUUCAUGGCACUGUGGGGCGUAAACCUGGACUCCAUUUCCAUGAUCAACCUGAUCAUGUGCAUAGGUUUUUCUGUGGAUUUCUCAGCACACAUUUCUUACUAUUUUGUCUCCAGCCCCAAGAGUGACGUCAACGCGAAAGUUAUGGACGCUUUGGCCCAUUUAGGCUAUCCGAUACUACAAGGAGCGUUGUCCACUAUUUUAGGAGUGGUGGUGCUGUCCAUGUCUGGGAGCUACAUCUUUAGGACAUUCUUCAAGAUUGUGUUUCUUGUGAUUACAUUUGGGCUGCUCCACGGCUUAGUGUUUCUUCCAGUGUUUCUGACACUGUUUGUGGCCUGUGGGAAGUGGUGCUAA
This is a messenger RNA of Micropterus dolomieu (smallmouth bass), 2514 nucleotides long. It is a transcript of the gene ptchd3b, whose product is annotated as patched domain-containing protein 3. Gene Ontology annotation, cellular component: membrane. The transcript is spliced from 4 exons. The record is from RefSeq and is a predicted model, not a curated record. The coding region runs from base 7 to 2514 and encodes 835 amino acids. NCBI's taxonomy places the organism in Eukaryota, Metazoa, Chordata, Actinopteri, Centrarchiformes, Centrarchidae.